AGCAAGUGGCACAAAUGUGUAUCCCGUAUCCAAGUCCAUUUUCAAACAAACGAUUGACAGAACUUUGACACGCGCCUUGAGUAGAAACAACAAUCGAUAAUCGUUUAUAUGGUACUAUAUGCUCUAAGAUAAAAUGGCACCGAGUCAACGACAGCGGCAAUUAUUUUAUCUAAAAAAAGAUCAGAAGAAGCAUAAUGGCAAGAAACUGACGAAGGCGGAGGACUCGGUGGACAUUGGACUCAUUUAUCCUGGUGGUGAUACAGCUUUCAAGCUACUUUUAUCCGCUAGAUUUUGUUCAGCUAUCUGGAGUCAUAUCACGGAUUGCGAUGAGACCUUUAACUACUGGGAACCAAGUCACUAUUUGCUCUAUGGAACGGGUCAACAAACCUGGGAAUACAGUCCUGAUUAUGCGUUACGAUCUUAUACGUAUUUACUGCUACAUGUAGUACCCGCCAAAAUCUACUGUUACUUGUUGGAGCCAAAUCCUGUACUCGUAUUUUACUUCAUUCGAUGUCUCCUUUCCGUAGGAUGUGCUCUCUCAGAGGUAUAUUUCUACAAAAAUGUAUGCCGUGAGUUCGGGGUACAUAUAGCCCGGCUUACUCUAGCAUUUCUAAUCUUGAGCUCUGGGAUGUUUAUUUCGAGUGCUGCUUUUUUACCUUCUUCAUUUUCCAUGUACUUGAGCACGGUCGCUCUAGCUGCCUGGUAUGAUCGUAAAUAUGAAUUGGCCAUUUUCUCAACUGCUCUUUCUUCUUUGCUCGGAUGGCCAUUUGCAGCGUUAUUAGGUACUCCCAUAGCCAUAGAAAUGCUGUUGCGUCGUCGAGAAUGGCUCAGAUUUACAAAAUGGGCAGCAUUGUCGGCAGUCGUCAUUUUAGCACCCAUGAUUUGGUUUGACUCUGUCUAUUUUGGUAAACUUGUUAUCGCUCCUUUUAAUAUUAUUGCUUAUAACGUCUUUACCAGCCAUGGGCCAGACCUGUAUGGCACUGAACCAUUUCACUUCUACUUUCUCAAUGGAUUUCUCAACUUCAAUUUCGUUUUCUUAGGUGCGCUUGCUGCACCUCUUGGGUUACUCUUAACAUGGUUGGUUGUACCAGCAAAGCCUAGGAACUCCUACUGCCUACCUUAUUGGUACUCUUUGGCUCCUCUGUAUCUCUGGAUGGGCGUAUUUUUCUUCCAAUCACAUAAGGAAGAAAGAUUCCUUUUCCCGAUCUACCCCAUGAUUUGUCUAACUGGUGCCAUAACAGUAGACAUUGUUCAAAAGCUCUACUUUUUUGUUUGUACUCAGAUUAGUCCGCUGCCCAUUACUAGUCAUUAUUUACGACACACAGCACCAAUAAUGGUUUUAUCAAUAAUCGUUUGUGGUUUACUCGGAUUAUCAAGAUCAUUGGCACUCUAUAAAGGAUAUUAUGCCCCACUGGAAAUUAUGAUGGAAGCUAAUAAGCUUGGAUCUGAGGGACAAGUGCCUACAGACGUGAAUAUAAAUUUCUGUGUCAGCAAAGAGUGGUAUCGUUUUCCAAGUAGCUUUUUUUUCCCAUCUAACAAUUGGAAACUGCAGUAUUUACGAUCAGAAUUUCGAGGACAAUUGCCACAGUCCUUUUCAGAUCAAGAAAAUGGAACAAGUAUAAUUCAGCCUCACUUUAAUGAGAUGAACAAAGAAGAGCCAUCGCGUUAUUUCGAUAUUGAAAGAUGUCACUUUUUACUGGAUCUAGAUCUUGGGAGAGAAUCUGCUCUGGAGCCUAACUACUCUCAUCAACCAGAUCACUUCACAAUUAUAAAGUCCUCUGAUUUUCUCGAUGCAUCAAACUCUCAUCCACUCUUCAGAGCUUUUUAUAUCCCCUUUGUAUCUCAUAAUUUCUGCAGCUUUGGUUCCUACAACUUGCUACAGAGUACAAAAUUCAAGCUAUCACCUGCCACAUCAAACAGCAAAGCAAAAGUCUCCAGAUCUGCGUAACAGAUAAUCGAUAGAUUUUCCGCAUAGUUCAACAGAGUUGCCUUUGAGUACUUCUAUUAAUUAUCACUUUUCCAAAAUAUAUCACCAAAAUAAGACCAGAACACUUUCGUUCACUGCCAAUAAUUUCUGUUUUUCAACAAGAACCGAGGCAGACUGUUUAACUAGUCCACAAUAACAACGAAGAGACCAUGCACAGGUAUUUUUCUCCUAAUAUCUUGAUUAGGAAUUGAUAGAAUUUUUUUGGAACCUUAUGAAUGCUCAGGGACUUGAUGUUUGUAGUACUAAAUACCUGCGAGGUUUUUCUCUAUUGUACAUAGUGUUGAAAUGAGGCUGAAUUUGAAUUUGACUCAGAAUUCUGAUGAUUGGUAUCGAAUGAUUAAUCUAUUACUGCAUAUUUGGAAGGACCGUGUAAACUAAUUUCAGAACUUCAUUAGGCUCGUUUAUAUAGCUCUUUCAUGGAUAGCUAGUCUCUCAUUGCUAACAAUUGGUUGUGUUUGAUUUAAUACUUAUGAAUGCUAGCAUUCACCACAGACUAGUGAAUUUAGGGCUCACUCACCAUACCGUUAAAAGGUGACAUUCCUUUUGCAUAAAGUCCUUAAUAUCACUGUAAAAUUAUACUUGACAAAUAAUUAAACUUGAUAAGACCAUAGUGGAUUAUGUGUAAUAAGUGGGAUAUAUUAUACUUAUAGGAAUAAUGAGUUGUAGUAAAUAAUAAUUCCAGUCACCUAAUAGGUUUAUUCUAUUUCCAUUUUAUUAGAAGUAUCCGAGUACUUCAAUGUAUCGGGCUAAUAAAUGUUUAGUUUUUACGUUUGGAAAACGUCCUCUGGCGUUCCAAGAAGACGUAGACUGUACAUAGUUUGUGAUUACUAUUUAUUACGGAAAUAUACUGACUCCAAAUUUUCAUAAAA
This is a messenger RNA of Athalia rosae (coleseed sawfly), 2856 nucleotides long. It is a transcript of the gene Alg9, whose product is annotated as alpha-1,2-mannosyltransferase ALG9. The record is from RefSeq and is a predicted model, not a curated record. Bases 134 to 1948 code for a protein of 604 amino acids. Gene Ontology annotation, cellular component: endoplasmic reticulum membrane. Gene Ontology annotation, biological process: protein N-linked glycosylation. The transcript has 2 exons. Gene Ontology annotation, molecular function: alpha-1,2-mannosyltransferase activity. Lineage: Eukaryota; Metazoa; Arthropoda; Insecta; Hymenoptera; Athaliidae.